AUGGAGAUAGAGAAGCAUCAUGAUCGUCUCAGAGAAGAAGAUUCAUCAAAUUCCAAAUCAUGGUCGGAGCUCCCUCCAGAUCUCUUGGAUUUGGUAUUCAAACGCUUAACCUUCGCCAAUUUCCACCGAGCUAAAUCCGUCUGUUCCUCUUGGCUCUCCUCUUCGAAACAAUCCAUGCCCAGAAACAAUCACACCCCAUGGCUAAUCCUCUUCCCCAAAGACGCCGAGAACAAUUCCUGCCGGCUGUUCAAUCCCGAGGAGAAAGACAAACUCUACAAACAAACGCGAGAAGACGAAGAUCUGAGAUCGGAAUUCGCAAAGAGUUUCUGCAUCGCAACAUUCGGAAAUUGGCUCCUUAUGCGAGAUCCUCUCUACACUCUCUCCAUCGUGAAUCUCUUCACCAACGAGAUCAUCACUCUUCCUCCCGUGGAGUCGCAGCUCGGCACGACGAAGAUAGAUCGAAUCUCCUUUGACAAUAUAGAGUUCCGCAUCACAAGCGACAAGGGAAAGAAGUACGAGCGCAGAGGUCUUCGUUUCCAAUCUCCUCUGCUUUGGAUCGACGAGAAAACCAGAGAUUACAUUGUUCUAUGGGGAAUUUUGGAAAGAUAUUGCAAAGGCUGUGUGGUUUACUCCAGGAACGGAGAUAACUCGUGGAAUCAAAUCCCGGAAACUCCAGAUUGCUGUGACAUGGUUUACAAGGACUCCAAGCUUUACUUCUUAAGCUCCUCUCGCAGUUUCAUCAUCUUCGAUUUCUUCUCCGGAGGGAUGAUGAUGACUCCGCCGCAGGUUUCGUUUCAGUCUUUUGUUUCUGUGGAUCUAUAUCGUAGUCUCCGGAUUUCUGUAAACAUUGUUGCGACGAUGAUUGUGGUCACGGUGUCAGGAGAAGUCCUCAAGGUUGAGAAAUUGUGGGGGAGGCUUGCAGGUUGGUCCUUCCGGGUUUACAAGGCGUAUUCGUCGUCGGGGUUGUUUGAGAGACGGAAAGUGAUUGAUUCUUUGGGAGACGACGACGAGGCGAUGCUUUUGGACCAAGGCAUCACUGUGCUCGCCGAUGACGCUAAUGGAUUCGUUAGGAACUCCAUCUAUUUCAGUGUUAGUCGUCAUAAUCAUAGUCAUGAAACAUUCUAUGUUUUUAAUCUCGAGACGAAGAAGACGGAGCCGCUGCACAAAUUUGAUUCUUCUUCUUCGGUUGAUCAGUUCUCUAGAGGUCGUUGGCUCUUUCCAAAUUUCACUGAAAGUAAGCAAGUUACUGGUAGGGAAGUAUUGUAA
Molecule: messenger RNA, 1266 nt
Organism: Microthlaspi erraticum
Lineage: Eukaryota; Viridiplantae; Streptophyta; Magnoliopsida; Brassicales; Brassicaceae
Source: the annotation of a GenBank genome assembly